Messenger RNA from Macrosiphum euphorbiae (potato aphid), 1710 nucleotides. Lineage: Eukaryota; Metazoa; Arthropoda; Insecta; Hemiptera; Aphididae. The record is from the annotation of a GenBank genome assembly.
AUGCAACAAAUUAUAUUUGGAAACGCUAGGUACGGUCUAUGCGGCUUUGGUCUACUCAUCAUUUCGUACGCACUAUUUUUCUUCAACCCGGUGGAAAUCAUCAAAUCAGCGAAGUUGAAAUUUGUCGAAGGAUCUUACGCGUUUCAGCUGUGGCAAAAGCCUCCGGUUAAAGUUUACGUCAACGUGUACAUAUUUAACGUGACUAACGCCGAUAGAUUUUUGGCGGGCGAGGAUGAAAAAUUGGAUGUCAAGGAAAUAGGCCCAUAUGUUUAUUGGGAGGAGUUGGAAAACACGAACACAACGUUUCAGAGCAAUGACACUGUAACGUACAUCCCGAGGAGGAAACUACACUUCGAUCUCAAUUUGUCCGUCGGAGAUCCCGAAGUGGAUCGCAUCGUCGUUCCUAACAUCCCCUUAUUGGGAUUCAGUUCGAUGCUCCGGAGUUCGCCGAUGUUCGUAAAUGUCGUGUUCAAUUCGUUGGUCGAAUAUCAGGAUUCACAGCCGAUACUCAAUCUGUCGGUAAAAGAAUUCCUAUGGGGAUACGAAGACAGGUUAGUGAAGAUGGCUAGCAGUGUGCUGCCAACGUGGAUCGACUUUUCCAAAUUUGGGCUACUCGAUCGGAUGUUAGACGAAGGAACCAAUGUCGUCACAAUGAAUGUGCCAUCGGAACGACAAACAAGACGUCCCUAUACAAUAGAUAAUUUUAAUGGAUCACCGAUCUUACACCAAUGGGCCAAUACAGAUGAACCUAAUGAGUUGAAUAAAUGUUCGUUGAAUGCAUCAUCGGAGGGAUUACUGUUCCCCAGACACUUAACCAAAGACAUGAAUUUUCCAAUUUACCGAAAAGCCUUUUGCAGGACAUUGCCGUUGACUUAUAGCUCUACCAGCGAUAUGCCCAUUGGGUACCCCUCUGUUUAUCUAUACAAAUUCUUGCCAGACGCCUUGAAUUCUUCUCUAGACGAUAAUAAAUGUUAUUGCCCGCGAGACGGGUGCUUGCCCGCUGGACUGUCAGACAUAUCACCGUGCUACUACAAUAUACCGGUGGCAGUGUCGUUUCCACAUUUUUACGGCGGCGAUCCGGCGUUGUUGGACAAUGUCAAUGGAAUUGCUCCCAACAUGGAAAAACAUCAAUCGGUAGUUGCCGUACAACCGGAUCUUGGUAUACCCUUGGCCGUGGACAUCAAAAUCCAGUUGAAUCUGAUCAUAAAGGCCACGAGGUACGUGAGCCGCGCCAAGAAGUUCAACGGAUUGACGUUGCCGAUAUGUUGGUUGCACUUGGAAGUGAAGAGCCUGCCAAGCUCGCUGAACGCGCUGCUCUACCUUUGCUUCAACGUCGGACCGGUGCUGGUCAAGGCGGUGGUCGCGCUCACGGCCUCAGUUGGCUUUUUCCUGGUCGGCCUGUCCAUCAAACGGUUCGGCCGAGGUCAGCAGAAACAAAAGCAUCCGGUCAACGGGUCGGCGGGUGGCGAUCACGAGGGCGGCCGUGGUAGAGGCUGCGAAGACGACAACGACGACGACAACGGUCGCGGUGACGACUACGAAGACGACGGCGGUGGCGCCGAGUCGGGUGGGCUGAUCGUCAAGUGUGGGCCCGCCGCCGGACGGUACCGCGACAAGUCGUACUUGCCGUUGCACCACGUCACCGUUCCGGGGUCGUCGUCGGUCGUCGUCGAUUACGACCACUCGCAGGACUACGCGAGAGGACGAUGA